Molecule: messenger RNA, 1218 nt
Organism: Neopelma chrysocephalum (saffron-crested tyrant-manakin)
Lineage: Eukaryota; Metazoa; Chordata; Aves; Passeriformes; Pipridae
Product: rho-related BTB domain-containing protein 1-like
Biological process (GO): small GTPase-mediated signal transduction
Molecular function (GO): GTPase activity; GTP binding; protein binding
Source: RefSeq, a predicted model, not a curated record
GCUGGGGGCAGUGACGGGUGUCCCAGGAUGGUGCCCCCCAGGCAGGGGGUGUUUGGAGCCGCAGGGUGACGGUGCCUGUGGCCGUGGGGUGACACCGGGGUGGCCCCAGGGCAGCGCUGCCCUCCCCGUCCCGCUCGUGCCCCCCAGGUCGGACGUGGUGGUGCUCUGCUUCUCGCUGGCCAACCCCAACUCCCUGCGGCACGUGAAGACCAUGUGGUACCCCGAGAUCAAGCACUUCUGCCCCCGCACGCCCAUCGUGCUGGUGGGCUGCCAGCUGGACCUGCGCUACGCCGACCUGGACGCCGUCAACCGCGCGCGCCGGCCGCUGGCCAAGCCCAUCAAGCCCUCGGACAUCCUGCCGCCGGAGCGGGGGCACGAGGUGGCGCAGGAGCUGGGGGUGCCCUACUACGAGACGAGUGUGGUGGCGCAGUUCGGGGUGAAGGACGUGUUCGACAACGCCAUCCGCGCCGCGCUCGUGUCCCGCCGCCACCUGCAGUUCUGGAAGUCCCACCUGCGCAAGAUGCAGCGCCCGCUGCUGCAGGCGCCCUUCCUGCCCCCCAAGCCCCCCCCGCCCCUCAUCCAGGUGCCCGACGCGCCCCCCGGGCUGGGGGGGGGCCCGGCCGCCCUGUUCCGGGCCCCGCUCUGCGCCGACGUGGCCUUCCAGCUGCAGGGCGGGCACCGCGUCUUCGCCCACCGCGUCUUCCUGGCCACCGCCUGCUCCCGCUUCUACGACCUGUUCACCCUCGAGGGGCCGCCCGGCGAGGGGGACGGGGGCACCCGCGACCUGUCGGGGUGGGGCCGCGGGUUCCUGAGCCUGCGCUGGGAGGAGGUGUCGGAGCCGGCGGCGGGGCGGGCGCGGCGCGUGGCGGUGGUGGCCAUGGACGGGGCCGUGCGGCCGGAGCCGCUGCGCGCCGUGCUCGAGUACCUGUACACGGGGAGGCUGGAGCGGCCCCGCGCCGACCUGCGCCAGGUGGGCGCCGUGGCCGAGCUGCUUGAGGUGUUCGACCUGCGCAUGAUGGUGGCCAACGAGCUCAACCAGGAGAGCUUCAUGAACCAGGAGAUCACCAAGGCCUUCCACGUGCGCCGCGCCAACCGCGUCAAGGAGUGCCUGGCCAAGGGCGUCUUCGCGGGUACGGGGGCCCCGGGGGGGCUGUGAGGACAGGGGGGUCCAUCCCCUCUGGCCAGUGUCCCCAUCCUGCGAUGCCGGCUUGGACACAG